Messenger RNA from Porites evermanni, 4990 nucleotides. NCBI's taxonomy places the organism in Eukaryota, Metazoa, Cnidaria, Anthozoa, Scleractinia, Poritidae. The record is from the annotation of a GenBank genome assembly.
AUGGCUGUGUCAUUUCAAACCCGUGGUCGUCAUGGAUAUGCUGUAAAGUUUUCACCAUACUUUGGUCCCAGACUUCUCUGUGUCACCUCACAGCAUUAUGGGAUUGCAGGCAAGUCAUGCAAGUGACUAAUUAAUAUGAUUUAGCAGUUAAUGAAUGAGGCUGAGUAGGAUAUGAAGAAUUAAGCAGAUCAAGGUGGAUGACACCCUCUGAGGACAUCACCUAACCAAAAUAUAUUAAACAGUUUAACUUUUUACUUUGCAGGCCGUGGUACUCUCCUUAUUUUGGAUGUUCUUCCCUCUGGGGUUCAGGUACUAGGCAGGUAUAAUGAUUUUAUGAACAUAAUGCUAUUUUAUUAUUAUAUCAAAACUGCUCUUCAAAAAGUCCCAAAGCUCACUAACAUGUAUGUGUGACUGUGUAUUUACAGUUGUUUUUCAUGAUAAGAGAUUUAAGAAUUACAGUAUUGGUCAGAUUGAUGACCCCCACUCUGUGCUGACAUCUCACUGGAUUUCAGUGAUUUUGUACAAAUAGUUAUGGUGAGUCCUGAGACUCAACUUACGAAAAAUCAUGAGUCCCAGUCCAGAACCAAUGAGUCCCAGUUAAAAAACAUGAGUCCCUGAGUCUUCAUGUAACCACACAGUUGAUCUAAAGAGAGACUCCAAAACUCUGCAUUACAGUUUACUGAAAAAAAAAAAUACUCCAACUGCCACAAGAACAGCCCGCCACAGAAAUCACACAAACAGGAUAUUCUACAAAAACAUCUUUAGAUCGAUCAAUCGAUCUUUGCGUCCUACGGGACGCAUACCACAAAUUAUUUUCGUUGUUGGGUAUUUUUAUUCGUCAGGGAUGCAGGAUGCAGAGGUAACAAAAUCACUGGGAUUUAUAUAUAUAUAUAUAUAUAUGCAUGUAUAUUGCAUCAUUCUUUUACAACUUUGUUCCUCCCUGCAGGUGGGAGUGGAGUGAGGGUCUUUUUGACUGCUCAUGGAGUGAACACAAUCCAGAUUUUAAUGUGACGGCCAGUGGAGAUGGUUCACUACAGGUCUGGGAUCUCAAAAACCCAAAGGUAAAUAUUAUACUCAAAUUUUUUAUAAGAUAGCUCUUCAUUUGCCUGUUGUUGCAUUCAAUCAUAAUAUUAGAAACUAACUUCUAAUAAAACAUGUAUAUCUAUGUAGGGUCCUGUAAAAGUUUUCAAAGAGCACAGUGCAGAGGUAAAUAAACAAUAUUAAUUCAUUGUUUUGAAAAAAAAAUAAUGAUGACUAGUGUAUCUAGUUCUUGCUUUAGUGGCUACAUUUUAGUGUGACACUCGGAUAUUUUUCUCACAGGUUUAUGGAGUUGACUGGAGCUGUAGUCGGCAAACUGAUCAAUUUCUGAGUGCAUCAUGGGAUCAUAGCAUAAAAUUGGUACCGUAAAGUUUGUAAUGUACAAAUGUAAAAUGUAUUAAACUGAAAAUGUUUGUUUUGCUUUAGUUAAUUACAAUACUACAUGUACAUGUAUUAGUUAUAAGACAGUGGACAGUGGGGUUUCUUAAACGCACUUACACUUAAUAAAGAAGGUCUUUCAUAGCUCAUAAAUAACAUCAUGUUAUACUAGAUCAUGCUACCAUUACCAGUUAAACAAAGUUUUUGACAGCUUUCUGAAAGGCCUUAUAAAUGUAAAUGUUUGAUAACAUUAGUGGGUUCCUUAUAAUACAAAACCAAUCAAAAUCCAACAUAGCAACGUCAGUACAAUUUUCAGUGUAAGAUUGGUAUACCAAAUAUUUUAUACCAUAAUGGUACAAUGUAAAUAUUUUACAUCAUGUACAGCUUUAUUUCUGAUACAGUGGGAUCCAAAACAGUCACAGUCGCUGGCAACAUUUACUGAUCAUGAACAUGUGGUCUACAGUGCUAUAUGGUCUCCUCAUAUAGCAAGAACAUUUGCUUCAGCUUCAGGUACAAACUUCUUUUUAUUUCUUUAUUCAAAUGUUUCAAAUGUGAUAAUUUAUUAGAAAUACAUUACCAGGAUAAAAUUCUUUGUAUACAGAUAGUGGUGGGCAGUUAACAUAAAAUGUUACCCAUUCGCUCCUAGUGGAGCUGUUUUCUGGUCACUCAUCAUCACCAUCAUUGGUCGACCUAAAAGCAGUUGACUGUAAGUUGUCUCCAACUGGCUUGGUCUUGGGCAGUGCACACAAUGUCUUCCUCUGAGAAAUGCUUUUUGGGGUCAAUUCUGGUCACUACCUGGCUGAAAAGAAUCAAAAAUGCCCCAAAUGCUGUUUACGAGUUAAGAACUUCACAGCCCUUUGUUUAUUGAAAUUUUUGUGUCAGCUGUACUUUGUUUUUGUGUUCUUCACUGGCCUGUUUCAUUGAAUCAUACUAAUUUGGAUAUGGUUUGAAAGAUCUCUUCCCCCUGCCUAAGUUAGAUGUCAGUGAUCUCUUAGAUAAUUUGAAGUGAAGAUAUCACAAGCAGCUUUUUAUAUUUGAUCAGUGUUAGGUUACAUAAGACAUUACUUCCCAUAGUCAGUUUAUUACACUGAACAUGUGAAUAUAAUAAUUUCCUAUAGUUAUACACGAUUCAUUCUUUGUAGGCGAUAAUACCCUCAGAAUAUGGGACGUUUCAGCUCCUCCAGCUGCACAGCAGACCAUCAGAGCACAUAGUGGAGAAGUACUGACUUGUGAUUGGGCAAAGUAUGAUCCAGUGAGUAUAUCAGAGGAUAACCUGACACCCUUGAAUAACAUACAGGAGCAUCAAUUAGCCCCUCCAUAUACCCAACAUAUAUAGUAAAUUAUAUCAGAGCAAAAUUAAUGAUACAGACGUGUAACUUGCUUUUUGAUUCAACAAUUAAUGUUAUCCUGUUUCUAUCAGCUAUGUGAGAUAUUAUUGGAUACAUGUAAUAUGGGAUACGUCUAUGGUAGCAGCAGCAGUUAACCAUUCUGCAUAGGCCAUCCACAUAAAAGUCACCCUCAGCUGCACUCCCAGCUUUUACCCAGUUGCUAUUGUCUCUUGGCGCAUGAGAGAGAACUGGAUGUAAAGAGGCACAAAUGCACCUCUUUUGCACUACGCAGUCUGCAAAAACAACAAAAACAUCAACAAAACUUUAUUUAUCCCUGUCUGCCUCUCUAAAUAGUGCAUUCCCAAGAAGCCUGCUCUUACCUUGUUCUCCUAAACAAAUAGAUGGUCUUGGUGGUGUACAUGUAAACUACAAAAGUUAAAAAAAAAAAAAAUUACGAAUAAAAUAUCAAUCACCUGUCUUUUCUUGUUGUUUUGUUAUUUUUUGUUUUAUUUUUUGCAUUGAUGUAGAAUCUUAUUGUCACAGGAUCGGUGGAUACUCAAAUUCGGUACGAUACUUUUUAUUUAUUUAUUUUUUUGUUGUUGUUUGUUAUCUUUUAUGUCAGUUAUGUUUGGGAAUCAAGGGCUGCUUAGAAAUAAACUGCAAUAAGACUUCUAAUAAACCUCCCACUUCUCUUUCCAAAUUCCUAUUUAUGUUGUGGUUUAAUUUUCAUCUUGGAUCAUUUAAUUUUGUUUACAAGUAUAUUUUUGUCAAACCAGUUAUUUUAUUUUUUUUGAAUCCAGUUCCUGUUUUUGGUCUUAUUUUGUUUUGUUUUGUUUUUUUGUAAUUUAAGGGGCUGGGAUUUACGUAACACAAUGGCUCCAGUCUUUAAUCUUGAAGGACACCAGUAUGCAGUGAGGCGAGUCAAGGUAAGAUUAUGAUACAUGUAACAGGUUCUUAUAUGGAUAUUUACACUAAGUUUGCUGUAGAUAAAUUGUGGUAUUGAUCUUGUGGUGGCAUACAAUACAUGUACAUGUACACUAACACAUUACACUUCAAUGUUCUCUUUAUCAAAGCUCCAAGAUGUUGAAUUUUAAUUACUAGUAAAUACGAUCCCCUGUCAUGUCAUCAUUACCCUUAUUUCAUGCAUCAUUGGAGUGGACUGGACCCUGUGUCUCACUAUUGGAAAUGACAAAAGGUUAGGGUUAAGGGUUAUGGGAUUGAUCAAAACCAGUCAGAUACAGACUUUGUCAAUGGCCCCUUAUUUUUUUUAGGAGAAACAUGACUGAAUUUACCUUUUCUCUGUAGUGCUCCCCUCAUAACAGAUCAUUGCUUGCAUCCUGUUCAUAUGACUUUACAGUAAGAACCUGGGACAUUAAGAGGGGACCACACCCACUUGAGAGUAUUGAGCACCAUACAGAAUUUGUUGUAGGACUGGAUUUCAACCUUCAUAUUCCAGGACAGGUAUGGAUGGAUUACAACAGAAUUAUUAAAUCCUGUUUGUUUACUUAGAGCCUGUUUACACGAUGGAGGUGGGGGACCCCAGGUAUGUGACCCCCUUAGGUGGGGUGACCCACCUGUCCAUGUACAUUGUAACCUCUCAUUUUAAUUUGAUCAUGUUUACAUGAUUGGUGGAGUGACCAUAUGAGAGAUGAUAUGAACAGCCAGGUUAUCUCACCUAAGUAGCUUGCCCUACAGCUGUACCUGGGGCCCCCCACCUCUAAGUAAAUAGGCCCUAGGUCAUGUACGUUUUAUUAUUAUUAUUAACCAGAGGUUUUUGUAACAGAAUUUAUCAAUUAAAAUUAUUAUGUAGUGAUGAAUGGCACUGCACAUGUCAAACAUUUUGCUGCAGUUAAUCAUAAAAAGAGUUCUGGUUUCCAUACAAUCAUUUGGGAUCAUAUUAAACUUCACAAAAGUAUACCUUACAGACCUCAGUUCUAUUCAGACAAUACAAUGUAUAUUGUAGCCACCCCAACUGUUCAGAUUGUCCUGAUCAGGACAAUGUCUCCUGAAUCCAGAGAAAUACUGUGAGUGCAAAAAAAGGCUAAAGGACAUUCAAGGCAGGCUUGAAUGCAAGAACUUGGAGCAAAAAUAAUCAUGUCCACUGACAAAUCUUGAUAAACAGACCAUAAGAAGGUUAGGGCCAGCCACUAACGCUUUCAUCAAUUCUUAAUUCUCUCCAGAUUGCAGACUGUUCAUGGGAUGAAUACAUCAAAAUUCACAGUCCAGCAUCUUUACUCCCAAGAUAA